Molecule: messenger RNA, 884 nt
Organism: Parastagonospora nodorum SN15
Lineage: Eukaryota; Fungi; Ascomycota; Dothideomycetes; Pleosporales; Phaeosphaeriaceae
Exons: 3
Coding region: 19-756 (245 amino acids)
Biological process (GO): cristae formation
Cellular component (GO): MICOS complex; mitochondrial crista junction
Source: RefSeq, a predicted model, not a curated record
GCCUUCCUCUCGCACACUAUGGCCUUCAGACCGCUGUUACGGCAGCGCGCCGUCCCCGCUGCCAUGGCCGCCGCCAUCUCGACUGGCAUAAUCUUCACUCCCCGGAGAGUCGACGCCGAAGAGCCGCCAGAGGAUCUCUCAAACCGCAAACCCAUCUACGACGAAAUGCCUCUGGACACAACCGAGCCUACGCUGCCCUCGACCACGAAACCCAACCAGACGCCCGCCGAGUCGUACCGCCCAACACCAACCGACCGCCUCGCCGUCCAGAUCGGACAUGCGCGCAUGGCCCUCUACCGCCAGGCCGUCCGUGGUGAGCAGGCCGUCGACAACGCGCUUACACAGACUCUGCGUCUCGAGCAUGGCUUCACAAGCACCGUACGAUCACUAGCACCUCCCAGGGAAUCCGGCGAGAAGAUCUUCCCUGGCGCGCUGUACGUCCUGGUCGCCUCCAUGGCUGGCUCCAUCAUCACGCGCAACCGCAACAUUCUGCUUCGCGCCUCGGUCCCGCUCGCAGUCGGCAUCACCGCCGCCAACGUCGUUCUCCCCAUCACAUCGAAGAACGUAGGCGACCUGAUCUGGACGUACGAGGAGAAAUACCCCGUGCUGGCAGACGCGCAUCUCCGAACAAGGCAAAGAAUCAGCGACUUCAUCGAGACUGGAAAGGCGCACGCAGGCAUGGGAAUCGGCAUGGUCGAGGGCAAGCUGCACGAUACGAAAGAUGGCUUGGAAGAUUGGGUUAGGAAGGGUCGUUGAGCGUGUAUAAUAAGCGAGGCGCCAAAAGCCGUGUUCCUCUCCAGUAAUUGUAUAUUAGUGGUAAGGUGAGACGAUACGAUACCGAGAUGCACCGAACACCCUAAAUUUCAUUUGUUAUGACAUUCUUG